This is a messenger RNA of Lolium rigidum, 1202 nucleotides long. Its product is annotated as SAC3 family protein C. The transcript is spliced from 9 exons. Gene Ontology annotation, cellular component: cytoplasm; nucleus; transcription export complex 2. Gene Ontology annotation, biological process: mRNA export from nucleus. NCBI's taxonomy places the organism in Eukaryota, Viridiplantae, Streptophyta, Magnoliopsida, Poales, Poaceae. The coding region runs from base 54 to 1040 and encodes 328 amino acids. The record is from RefSeq and is a predicted model, not a curated record.
CCCCCAGCGUCACAGCCAGCGACGCGCCGCCGAUCGUGGGCACCUGCCCGGACAUGUGCCCAGCGACGGAGAGGGCGCAGAGGGAGCGGCUGCGGGACCUGGCGGUGUUCGAGAGGGUGGGGGGCGACCCCCGCAGCACGGCCCCUUCCCUCGCGGUCAAGAAGUUUUGCAGAACUAUCUCCUCUACCACUGUACAGGCAUCAGACAUACGCCCUCUUUCAGUCUUACGAGAAACGAUGGAUUAUCUUUUGGAUUUACUGAAUUCUUCAGAGUACCCAUUCGAUGUAGUUCAUGAUUUCAUAUUUGAUAGAACAAGGUCGGUGAGACAAGACCUUAGUAUACAGAACUUGGUGAACGAGCAAGCAAUUCACAUAUAUGAGGAUGUGAUAAAGUUCCAUAUUCUAUCCCAUCAAAGACUUGCUAGGUCUUGCAAGGAUUCUGAUGCAUCUUCCCUGUGUUACCUGAACACGGAACAACUGAUGAAAUGUCUUCUUUCUCUGUUUGAUAUGUAUCAUAUAGUUCAUAAAAAUGAUUCCCACAACACUAGAAAGGCUGAGUAUUAUUCCUUCUUUGUGCUUCUACAUUUGGGCUGCAAGAUACCCAGAAUGGCGGACUCUCUCUCUUUGUGGUACAGCCAGUUGCCAGCUUCAGUGGUACGAUCAAAGGAAAUGAUAUUUGCUAGAACUAUAUUGAGAUGCUACCACCUAGGAAACUUCAAGCGUUUCUUUUGCAUGAUUGCAGCUGAUGCAAGCGACCUUCAGAUGUGUUUGGUAGAACCUUUUCUCAAUGAGGUCCGUGCCAGAGCAUUAAUGUACUUCAAUCACAGCGGCUACAAACCUCAACACCAUCCUUUGACACAUCUGUCAGAAAUCCUAAUGAUCGAGGAGUUGGAGCUGGAGAAUCUUUGUAGCAUAUGUGGGCUUCAAAUUAGCGGAAGCGGGGACACUAAAUCAUUCGCUCCUAAACAAACAAGCUUCAGCCUACCAUCAUCCAUAUCUCACAGUAGUGGCCUUCACAUCUCGAGGGAGAUCGAAAGAUGAAAAGAACAGUGUUAUGUAUAUGUAGCAAUGUACUAAAGUGUACACGAACAAUACGCUGAACACUUGUUCUUCUGCAUUUCUGCUGUGUGUAAAAGUUUGUAUUAUCCAACACGAAAAUCCAUUGAUACAAGAAAAAGGAGAGGCACCGAAUGAUGAAUCUCA